Oncorhynchus nerka (sockeye salmon) is the source of this 6430-nucleotide messenger RNA. RefSeq names its product collagen alpha-1(XI) chain-like. Gene Ontology annotation, biological process: extracellular matrix organization. NCBI's taxonomy places the organism in Eukaryota, Metazoa, Chordata, Actinopteri, Salmoniformes, Salmonidae. The record is from RefSeq and is a predicted model, not a curated record. Gene Ontology annotation, cellular component: collagen type XI trimer. Gene Ontology annotation, molecular function: extracellular matrix structural constituent conferring tensile strength.
CAGAGGUUCGUGCCGCCUCCGUCCCUCCAGACUGCGCGCGCGGCUCUCGGAGCAAUCGAACUGUCUCCGGUACUUUGCUGAACGCCCGUACACCUUCAGUCUAAGGGCUGGAGAUAAGGGAAAGUGGAGCAAGAGGCCCAGUUUGGCUCUAAAGAAGAAACGAAUUCUGUUUUCCACGUAUGGCUUUGUUGUAGUAACAACACACCGAUAUAUUGUUUUGGUGGAUUUGUGGAAGGAAAAGGACACACAUUUUGUUCUGAAAGGUCGGCCGUUUUUUUUUCAGAAGCUUUGUGGCGUUGAGUGAGAGACCAUGGAGAUGCAAAUAUGGUCCACAAGGUGGAAAACCAAGAGCCGGCUUUUGUACCCCACUCUAACCACCAUCGUCACUCUCACUGUCCUUCUGCAAGUCGUCAAUGUCCAAGCAGCUGACCCAGUGGAUGUACUCAAGGCUCUGGACUUCCACAGCUCUCCGGAUGGCGUCCGUAAAGUCACGGGCUUCUGCUCUCACCGGAGAGGAUCUAAACCUGACAUAGCCUUCCGCGUGGGGAAGCAGGCCCAGAUCAGCGCUCCCAGCAUGCACCUCUUCCCAGGAGGAGUGUUCCCAGAGGACUUCUCAGUGAUGUUCACCAUCAAGCCCAAGGCAGGCAGCCAGUCCUUCUUGCUGUCUGUGUAUAACGAGCAGGGGGUCCAGCAGCUGGGUGUGGAGGUGGGACGCUCUCCUGUCUUCCUGUACGAAGACCAGCAUGGAAAACCUGCCCCAGAGGAUUACCCACUGUUCAGAUCCAUCAACCUCGCUGACGGCAAAUGGCAUCGCGUGGCCAUCAGUGUGGAGAAGAAGAGUGUGACCAUCAUUGUGGAUUGUAAGAAGAAGCUGAGCAGGCCACUGAAGAGGAGCGACGGGGCGGCCAUCAAUACUGACGGCAUCGUUGUCUUUGGAACCAGGAUUCUGGAUGAAGAAGUUUUUGAGGGUGACAUCCAGCAGCUGCUGAUUGUGGCCGACAAGGCAGCGUACGACUACUGUGAACACUACAGCCCCGACUGUGAAACGCCUCAUCAGGAGCAGCCACAGGCACAGGAACCAGAGGAUGAGCGUGGCGAAGGUAAUAUUGCCUACCCUCACCACCUGGGGUCGGCCCGUCGGGAAGUCCAGGAUCCAGUUGCAGAGGGAGGAGUUCAGACCCAGAGUCCUAAGCCUGGUGAUGACUUUGGAGAGGUCAAUGGAGCCAAACCUGCACCAGAGGCUGUGGACGUAGCUCCACCCGCUGAGAAUCCUACAGACUCAACCGUUCCAAUCCUGAACUACGACGAGGAAAUAGUCGACGAUUACGUCACCGGCGUGGAGCAGGUCGACGCCGACCCUACGGCUGCAGCAGAAAUCGGCUCUGAUACCAAAGGUCCCGACCCCGGUGCAGAAUCGUACGAUUUUAAGGAGUACGAUAUGAAGGAAUACGGUGAUAUUAAAGAGAUUGAUACGAAACAGACGUACGAGUACGGUGACUAUGGCGACUACGGCACCGGCGAGGCCAAACCUACCUCCUUCCCAGCCUACGAGGAUGAGUUUGGGCCGGGCGUACCUGCUGAGACCGACACAGAUAGUAGUAUCGGAGGAGGUAGAUAUGGCGGAGAGAAAGGAGAGAAGGGAGAACCCGCCAUCAUUGAACCCGGGAUGCUGAUUGAAGGACCCCAAGGAGGCCCCGGCCAAGCUGGCUUGCCCGGCGCCCCAGGCUCCCAGGGUGCCCCUGGCCCACAUGGAGACCACGGUGACAGGGGUCCUCCAGGGCGUGCUGGUCUUCCUGGUUCAGACGGAGUUCCUGGCCCUCCAGGUACCCUUCUAAUGCUGCCAUUCCGUGCUGGUGGAGAUGCACAUAAAGGACCAGUGGUCUCAGCUCAGGAGGCCCAAGCCCAGGCCAUCCUGUCCCAAGCCAGGCUCUCCAUGAGGGGUCCUCCUGGGCCAAUGGGAAUGUCAGGAAGAUCUGGGCCUUUGGGUGGACCUGGAUCUAAUGGACUGAAGGGAGACGGAGGAGACAACGGUCCUCAGGGUCCCAGAGGUCUUCAGGGUCCAACUGGCUCACCUGGAAAAGCAGGAAAGAGGGGUCGCAACGGAGCUGACGGUGCCAGGGGUAUGCCAGGAGAGUCGGGGGGUAAGGGGGACCGAGGUUUCGACGGACUCCCAGGUCUCCCGGGAGAGAAAGGACACAGGGGUGAGCUGGGGUCCACCGGCUCUCCAGGUGCUCCAGGAGAGGAUGGCCAGAGAGGCGAGGACGGUGAGAUCGGACAGAGGGGUCUGGCUGGAGAGAGUGGUCCUAGAGGGUUGCUUGGUCCCAGAGGAUCCCCUGGGACUGGUGGACAGCGUGGCAUACAAGGAGAGUCAGGGCCUGCCGGUCAACAGGGCAUCCCUGGACCACAAGGUCUUGUUGGUCCUCAAGGUCCUAUCGGACCGCCUGGUGAAAAGGGACCAUCAGGUCGUCAGGGAUUGGCAGGUCUUGGUGGUGCCGAUGGUCCUCCCGGUCACCCAGGGAAGGAGGGUCCUCCAGGACUUAAAGGAGGCGUCGGUCACCCUGGUCCUCAGGGUUCUAUUGGCUACCCUGGCUCACGAGGUGUCAAGGGUGCCGAGGGUGUCAGAGGUCUGAAAGGCGGCGGCGGAGAAAAGGGAGAGGACGGUUUUCCAGGUUUCAAAGGUGACAUGGGCAUCAAGGGAGACAAGGGAGAGCUCGGUGUCCUAGGAGCCAGAGGUGAAGACGGACCUGAGGGACCCAAAGGUCGAUCCGGCCCCAACGGAGAGGCAGGCCCCAUCGGGUCGGCUGGAGAGAAGGGUAAACUUGGUGUCCCCGGGUUACCCGGCUACCCAGGAAGACAAGGACCUAAGGGCUCCAGUGGCUUCCCUGGAUUCCCAGGCUCCAACGGAGAGAAAGGAGGAAGGGGUAUCGCUGGUAAAUCCGGACCCAGGGGACAACGUGGCCCAACGGGUCCCCGUGGUGGAAGAGGUGCCAGGGGACCAACUGGAAAGCCAGGUGCUAAGGGAACAUCAGGUAAUGACGGGCCUCCAGGUGGACCAGGAGAGAGAGGACCCCAAGGACCCCAGGGGCCAGCUGGCUUCCCAGGACCUAAGGGCCCUAACGGGCCCCCUGGUAAAGACGGACUGCCUGGUCACCCUGGACAGAGAGGAGAGACAGGUUUCCAGGGAAAGACUGGCCCACCUGGGCCUGGAGGUGUUGUAGGACCUCAGGGACCAACGGGAGAGACCGGCGGCAUCGGAGAGAGAGGACACCCUGGUUCCCCUGGACCCCCCGGAGAGCAAGGUUUACCUGGAUCUGCUGGGAAAGAAGGAGGAAAGGGUGACCCAGGUCCUAUGGGAAUGUCUGGAAAGGUUGGCCCAGCCGGGCUCAGGGGCUUCCCAGGGCAGAGAGGUCUUCCCGGGGCUAACGGUCCAGCUGGUUUGAAGGGAGGCGAAGGACCACAGGGUGCCCAAGGCCCCAUCGGUUCUCCAGGAGAGAGAGGUGCUGCCGGUCCCGGAGGUGCCAUCGGUCUUUCAGGACGCUCCGGACCUCAGGGAGGUCCUGGACCAGCCGGAGAGAAGGGAGGCCCGGGAGAGAAAGGCCCCAUGGGACCAGCUGGACGUGACGGUAUUCAAGGUCCUGUUGGUCUUCCUGGCCCUGCAGGCCCCCAAGGCCCCCCUGGAGAGGAUGGAGACAAGGGAGAGGUUGGUGAGCCUGGCCAAAAGGGAAGCAAAGCAGACAAGGGGGAACAGGGUCCUCCUGGGCCAUCUGGUCUUCAAGGUGUCAUCGGAGCGCCUGGUCCUGCCGGUAGUGAUGGUGAAUCAGGACCCAGGGGUCAGCAGGGUAUGUUUGGCCAGAAGGGAGACGAAGGAUCCAGAGGAUUCCCUGGGCUACCUGGGCCCAUCGGACUGCAGGGGCUGCCUGGUACAUCAGGAGAGAAGGGAGAGAACGGGGACGUCGGCCCGAUGGGUCCACCUGGUCCUCCAGGUCCCAGAGGUCCCCAGGGUUCUAGUGGAGCUGACGGUGCCCAAGGCCCUCCUGGUGGAGUGGGUUCUAUGGGAGGUAAUGGAGAAAAGGGAGAGAGCGGUGAAGCCGGCAACCCGGGACCAUCUGGAGAGCCCGGUGGUGGAGGCCCCAGAGGAGAGACAGGGGAGAAGGGAGAGUCAGGACCACCUGGAGCUGCCGGACCUGCAGGGGCCCGUGGACCUGGAGGAGACGACGGCCCCAAAGGCAACCCAGGACCCGUUGGCUUCCCUGGAGACCCUGGUCCCCCUGGAGAGCCUGGAGUUGGUGGAUUGGAUGGCUUGGCUGGAGACAAGGGAGAUGACGGAGACGGUGGUCAGCCAGGUCCAUCUGGUCCUUCUGGAGAAGCUGGACCUCCAGGACCACCCGGCAAGAGGGGACCCAUUGGACCAGCCGGUACUGAGGGAAGACAAGGAGAGAAGGGUUCUAAGGGUGAGGCUGGAGCCGAGGGGCCUGAUGGUAAAACUGGACCUGUUGGACCCCAGGGGCCCUCUGGGAAGCCUGGGCCUGACGGCCUGCGUGGAAUCCCCGGCCCGGUCGGUGAACAAGGACUUCCAGGUGCUUCUGGAAUGGACGGACCUCCUGGACCGAUGGGUCCCCCUGGUCUCGCUGGCUUGAAAGGAACUCCAGGCGGUAAGGGAGAAAAGGGUCACCCCGGUCUGAUUGGUCUGAUUGGACCACCUGGUGAGUUUGGAGAGAAGGGAGACAGAGGCCUGCCUGGACCCCAGGGAACUGGUGGAGGGAAGGGAGACACUGGUGUCGGAGGUUCUGCUGGUCCUCUUGGUCCUCCUGGUCCUCCUGGAAUUCCUGGACCUGUAGGCUCUAAGGGGUCCAAGGGAUCAUCAGGUGGAUCUGGCCAGAAAGGAGACACUGGUGUGAUCGGACCACCUGGAGCUCCUGGUCCUCCUGGUGACAUCAUCCAGCCGCUGCCCAUCCAGCAGGCGAGCAGGAAGAACAGGCGGCAGGCGGAGGACGACGGCGUGCAGGGCGACGAGGCGGGAGGCAUGGCGGACUACGGCAUGGAGGCCACAGCGGACAUGGAGGACGUGUUCGGGUCCCUGAAUAACUUGAAGCAGGACAUCGAGAGGAUGAAGUUCCCCAUGGGAACACAGGACAACCCUGCCAGGACCUGUAACGACCUGCACCUCAGCCAGCCUGACUUCCCUGACGGUGAAUACUGGAUCGAUCCUAACCAGGGCUGUACCGGAGACUCCUUCAAGGUCUACUGUAACUUCACCGCUGGAGGAGAGACCUGUAUCUACCCCGACAAGAAGUCCGCAGGCGUCAGAAUCUCGAACUGGCCCAAGGAGGCUCCAGGAUCUUGGUUCAGUGAAUUCAAACGGGGAAAAAUAUUGAACUAUGUGGACAUGGAGGAGAACACCAUCCAGACGGUCCAGAUGACCUUCCUGAAGCUGCUCAGCUCAACGGCCCGUCAGAAUUUCACCUACAUCUGCCACCAGUCUGUAGCCUGGUACGAUGCCAAGGCAGACGGCUACGACAAGGCUCUACGCUUCCUGGGUUACAACGACGAGGAGAUGUCCUACGAUAAUAACCCCUUCAUCAAGGCACUUUCAGAUGGAUGCUCACUGAAGUCGGGAUACUCCAAGACGGUGAUGGAGAUCAACACUCCUCGCAUCGACCAGGUGCCCGUCAUCGACGUCAUGUUCAAUGACUUUGGUGAACCCAGCCAGCGGUUCGGUUUCGAGGUGGGCCCUGUCUGCUUCAUGGGCUAGGACCUGACCACCCCCCCCCCCCCCGACUCCCCGACCAGCUGAAGGACAGGGUUAGAGGGUGUUCUGUUCCAUGCAUGCCUUGUACUGCCGACUGAAUACCUGACAUCAAUCACUCACCCUCCCUAUACUCCACUCGACCUGGCCUCUGGCUCUAAACCAAACCUGUGUUUUAUAUCCUUGAUAAGGUGAUCAGACCACCAGUUUCAGACCUGCAGCACGCUGCCCCCGCCCCCACUCGAGAACAGCGUGCCGCCCUCCUCUGCCCUGUCGUAGAAGCAUUGUCCCAGGGGAAUACUCCUCGCCCUUGUAGGGCCAAUCACAUAGUGACUUUACCUUGUAACAGGAGGGACAUGAGGAAUAAAGGACGUUUGAUGCCGUCGAUGGACAGUGGUGCACUUUCAGCAAACAGAGGGAGGAUCCACUCACCCCAACGCCCCCCUUUCCUCUCCUCGUCUUUCCCCCUUCUCGUCCCUUAUACCCCAUGACCUCAUCUAGAUAGACGUUCCACUCACCUGCCAAGCCCCCUUCCUCCCUUCUCCCCCAGCCUCCCUGUCUGGUAGCUCUAGUCCCCUCCUCCCUUCCCCAGCCUCCCUGUCUGGUAGCUCCAGUCCCCUCGUCCCUCCCCCAGCCUCCCUGUCUGGUAGCUCCAGUCCCCUCCUCCCCUCCCCAGCCUCCCUG